This is a messenger RNA of Nothoprocta perdicaria, 6010 nucleotides long. Its product is annotated as multidrug resistance-associated protein 1. The coding region runs from base 4 to 4626 and encodes 1540 amino acids. Gene Ontology annotation, molecular function: ATP hydrolysis activity; ABC-type xenobiotic transporter activity; glutathione transmembrane transporter activity. The record is from RefSeq and is a predicted model, not a curated record. Gene Ontology annotation, cellular component: basolateral plasma membrane. Gene Ontology annotation, biological process: glutathione transmembrane transport; xenobiotic transport. The transcript has 32 exons. NCBI's taxonomy places the organism in Eukaryota, Metazoa, Chordata, Aves, Tinamiformes, Tinamidae.
CCCAUGGGGGUCGAGAGCCUCUGCAGCGCCGACGGCAGCGAGCGCUUCUGGGACUGGAAUCUGACAUGGCACACAGAAAAUCCAGACUUUACCCCAUGCUUUCAGAACACAGUCCUAGUUUGGAUUCCUUGCAUUUACCUGUGGGUCUGCUUCCCAGUCUACUUCCUAUACCUUCGGUAUCAUGACCGGGGAUACAUCCAAAUGUCACACCUCAACAAAGCCAAAACGGCUUUGGGCUUAGUACUGUGGAUAGUCUGCUGGGCAGACCUUUUCUACUCUUUCUGGGAAAGAAGUCAAAAUAUUUUUCGAGCUCCAUUUUUUCUCAUUAGCCCUACAGUCUUGGGUAUAACAAUGUUGCUUGCUGCRUUUCUAAUACAAUAUGAAAGAAUAAAAGGAGUCCAGUCCUCAGGUGUAAUGAUGAUUUUCUGGUUCAUCUCAUUGUCAUGUGCCACAAUAAUUUUUAGAUCCAAAAUAAUACAUGCCUUAAAUACGGAUGCUGAAGUGGAUGCUUUUCGUUAUGCGACCUUCUGCAGCUACUUUGUCUUGGUACUUGUACAGCUCAUACUGUGCUGCUUUCCAGAACAGCCACCUUUGUUUUCUGAAACAGUAAAUGAUCCUAAUCCAUGUCCUGAGUCCAGUGCUUCUUUCCUCUCUAGAAUCACGUUCUGGUGGAUCACUGGGCUGAUGAUACAGGGUUAUCGGACGCCUUUGGAAGCCAAGAAUUUGUGGUCGUUAAAUAAAGAGGAUAUGUCUCAGGAGGUAGUGCCAGGUUUGGCUAAGAACUGGGCAAAAGAGUGUGCAAAGACAAAGAGGCGACCAUUAAACAUGCUGUACUCGCCCAAAAAGCAGCAAAAAUCAAAUGACUCAAGUGAUGAUAUGACAGAAGAGGCUGAAGCUUUAAUUAUAAAACCAACUCAGAGGAACUCUGAGGCAUCUUUAUUCAAGGUGUUAUAUAGAACUUUUGGACCAUAUUUCAUCGUGAGCUUCCUAUUUAAAGCUGCACAUGAUCUCUUGAUGUUUGCAGGCCCAGAAAUUCUAAAAUUGCUAAUCAAGUUUGUAAAUAACAAAGAUGCUCCAAAUUGGCAAGGCUACUUCUACACAGGACUUCUAUUUGUUUGUGCCUGUCUUCAGACACUGAUUCUACACCAGUAUUUUCAUAUUUGCUUUGUGACUGGAAUGAGGCUCAAAACAGCAAUUGUUGGUGUAAUCUAUCGAAAGGCACUAGUUAUCACAAAUUCUGCCAGAAGGACUUCUACUGUGGGUGAGAUUGUGAAUCUAAUGUCUGUGGAUGCUCAGAGAUUCAUGGACUUGGUUACCUACAUAAAUAUGAUUUGGUCUGCACCUCUGCAGGUGAUAUUGGCACUGUACUUACUGUGGCAGAAUUUAGGUCCAUCUGUGCUGGCAGGUGUGGCUGUCAUGGUCCUCCUGGUUCCAGUAAAUGCUGUGAUGGCAAUGAAGACAAAAAACUAUCAGGUAGCUCAAAUGAAGAGCAAAGACAAUAGAAUUAAGCUGAUGAAUGAAAUUCUCAAUGGGAUUAAAGUGUUGAAACUUUAUGCCUGGGAAUUAGCCUUCAGAGAGAAGGUAUUAAAGAUUAGACAGGAAGAGCUGAAAGUCCUAAAAAAAUCUGCUUACCUUGCUGCAACRGCCACCUUUACAUGGGUCUGUGCUCCCUUUCUGGUUGCCUUGUCCACAUUUGCUGUGUAUGUAAUGAUAGACAAAAACAACGUCUUGGAUGCUCAGAAGGCGUUUGUAUCGUUAGCAUUAUUCAACAUCCUCAGGUUUCCACUGAACAUUCUUCCUAUGGUUAUCAGCAGCAUAGUAGAAGCCAGUGUGUCACUGAAGCGCCUCAGGGUGUUCCUCUCACAUGAAGAGCUGGAUCCCAGCAGCAUAAUCAGGGGGCCCAUCAAAAAUGUGGAAGGAAGCAUUGUUGUAAGGAACGCAACAUUUAGCUGGUCCAAAAAUGAUCCUCCUUCACUGAACAGCAUUAACUUCACCGUUCCAGAGGGCUCGCUGAUAGCUGUUGUUGGUCAAGUUGGCUGUGGGAAGUCAUCGUUGUUGUCUGCGCUGCUGGGGGAGAUGGAUAAAAAGGAAGGCUGUGUGGUUGUCAAGGGCUCAGUAGCCUACGUUCCUCAGCAAGCCUGGGUCCAAAAUGCAACUCUGGAAGACAACAUUAUCUUUGGAAGGGAGAAGAAUGAGAGCCGCUAUAAGCGUGUGGUUGAGGCUUGCGCGCUGCUGCCCGAUAUAGAGAUCCUUCCUUCGGGAGACAGAACAGAAAUAGGAGAAAAGGGUGUGAAUUUGUCUGGAGGACAGAAGCAGCGAGUUAGUCUGGCUCGGGCGGUUUACUGUAAUGCAGAUGUCUACCUAUUUGAUGAUCCUUUAUCAGCUGUUGAUGCCCAUGUUGGGAAACAUAUUUUUGAAAAAGUUAUUGGACCAAAAGGGAUCCUGAAAAAUAAAACACGAGUUUUGGUAACCCAUGCAGUCAACUAUCUGCCUCAGAUGGAUACGAUUCUGGUAAUGACUGAUGGAGAAAUAUCUGAGAUGGGCUCCUACCAGGAGCUGCUGGAGCAAGAUGGGGCUUUCGCAGAGUUUCUUCGUACAUAUGCUAAUACUGAACAGAGCAUGGAGGACAGUGACUCGGAUCCUUCGUUAGAAGGAACAAUUCAACUACUGGAAACAGAUACAAAUAGUCCAGCUGGAAAGGAAGGAAAGCUUAUAGAAAACGGUGUCCUGGCAAACGAAGCUCCUGGAAAACUGGUGCAUAGGCAACUUAGUAACUCUUCAACAUACAGCGGCGAGACGGGGAAGUCGCAGCAGCAGAGCAGCACUGCAGAGCUGCAGAAGCCCACGGCAGAAAAGAAUUCCUGGAAGCUGACGGAGGCCGACACUGCCAAAACCGGAAGGGUAAAGGCAACAGUGUACUGGGACUACAUGAAAGCUAUUGGACUCUUUAUCUCUUUUCUGAGCAUAUUYCUCUUUAUGUGUAACCACGUGGCCUCCCUGGCUUCCAACUACUGGCUGAGUUUAUGGACAGAUGACCCUGUUGUCAAUGGGACCCAGCAGUACACGAACGUCAGACUGGGAGUGUACGGAGCAUUGGGAAUUUCUCAAGGUAUUGCUGUGUUUGGCUACUCGAUGGUUGUGUCAAUAGGGGGAAUAUUUGCUUCACGCCACCUGCACCUUAAUCUGCUCCACAACGUCCUCAGGUCUCCAAUGAGUUUCUUUGAGCGCACACCCAGUGGAAAUCUGGUGAAUCGUUUCUCCAAGGAAAUGGAUACGAUUGACUCCAGUAUUCCACCAAUCAUCAAGAUGUUCAUGGGCUCCACUUUUAAUGUCAUUGGGGCUUGUAUUAUUAUCCUGCUGGCCACACCAAUAGCUGCUGUCAUUAUUCCACCUCUGGGACUUGUCUAUUUGUUUGUGCAGAGAUUUUAUGUGGCCACUUCUCGCCAGCUCAAACGCCUGGAGUCCGUCAGYCGCUCCCCGGUGUAUUCGCACUUCAACGAGACCCUCUUGGGAGUGAGUGUCAUUCGAGCCUUUGAGGAGCAGAAGCGUUUCAUACGGCAGAAUGACAUGAAAGUGGAUGAAAACCAGAAAGCUUAUUAUCCAAGCAUUGUUGCAAACAGGUGGCUGGCAAUCCGCCUGGAGUGCGUGGGGAACUGCAUCGUCCUGUUUGCAGCGCUGUUCGCAGUGAUGGCGCGCAACAGGCUCAGUGCAGGCCUCGUUGGCCUCUCUGUGUCCUACUCGUUACAGAUUACAGCGUACUUAAAUUGGCUGGUUCGUAUGUCAUCGGAGCUGGAAACGAACAUUGUUGCGGUAGAAAGAGUCAAAGAAUACGCUGAAAUGGAGAAGGAGGCUGAAUGGAGUAUUGAACAAACGGCCCCAGCCAGCACUUGGCCCCAGGAGGGGAAGAUUGAGUUUCGAGGCUACGGUUUGCGCUACCGGGAAGACUUGGAUUUGGUUCUGAAAAACAUCAAUGUUACCAUAAAUGGGGGUGAGAAGAUAGGAAUAGUUGGAAGAACAGGAGCUGGGAAAUCCUCCCUUACUUUGGGUUUGUUUCGGAUUAAUGAAGCAGCUGAAGGAGAAAUUGUUAUUGAUGGGAUUAAUAUUGCAAAGAUAGGACUCCAUGACUUGAGGUUCAGGAUCACUAUCAUCCCUCAGGAUCCAGUGCUGUUUUCUGGGUCUCUGCGUAUGAAUCUUGAUCCUUUUGAGCAGCACUCUGAUGAAGACAUUUGGAGGUCUUUGGAAUUGGCUCACCUGAAAAAUUUUGUAUCAUCUCUUCCUGAUAAGCUUAAUCAUGAGUGCGCUGAAGGUGGGGAGAACCUCAGUGUGGGACAGCGCCAGCUGGUGUGCCUGGCUCGGGCUCUGCUCAGAAAGUCAAAAAUCUUGGUUCUCGAUGAGGCCACCGCUGCUGUUGAUCUUGAGACAGAUAACCUUAUACAGUCAACAAUAAAGUCUCAGUUUGAAGAAUGUACUGUUUUAACUAUAGCACAUCGUCUGAACACGAUCAUGGACUACACAAGAGUUUUAGUCCUUGACAGAGGCGAAGUUGUGGAGUGCGAUAGCCCAGACAACCUACUCCAGAAAAAAGGCAUUUUCUAUAGUAUGGCCAAAGAUUCAGGCUUGGUGUAGCAUUGGAUUUGGUUUGUUUGCAUGGGGAAGAAGAAGGUAACACAUUUGGAGAACUGUAGCUUUGACUGGACUGGUGUGAACCGUGGUGCUCAGUGUUGGACUUCGGGAGGCCAACCAGACCAUGAAGAUGGAAGUAACAUAAAAAUGCAAUGUCUUUUUUCUUUUCUUGUUUGUUUGUUUUUUCUCCUUAGUAUUGUUUUAGCAAGUCUGCUUUAGGAGAGACACAUUAUACUGGCCAAAAUACUUCAGAUACUUACGUUACCUUUUGCCUGGAAUCUGUCCUGCUAUUGCUUAAACGUAAGUUGGAAUAAUCCAUCAGAGAAGUUCAGAAAAGCUUUCACCUUUUCAUCCGCUCUUAUAUUCUGAAGGCCCCAUUUUUUUAUUUAAAGUAUUUUUGCAAAAGCUGAUUAUUUGCUUGUUUGCUGAUUCCUCAUUUGGUGAGCCAUCUACUGUGGGAUGCACUUGGAACAUUUUGUGGCAUAUAGUACUAUAGUCAAAGACUUUUUUUUUGUGAAAUUAUGCGUGUGCCAGACUUUCUCAUUAUGGCAUUUACUGUACAUGGUUAAUGCUUUUAUGCAUUCUCCUCAAGUUUCAUAUGUGUUUACAGUACAUAGCAGCAAGUUCACCAUAAUGUGUCAGUAGUGCUGAGGUGAAAAACCACAGUCAACUUCAAAGCAGUAUUUAAACACGCCUGCAUUGACAGUCAGUCUGAAACCAAAUUCUUGCAGCAGCUGGUGUGUCGUGGUAACAAGUACCUGAUUUUACACCAGAGUCACUCAGGAAUUCRGACAUGGGUGCAGAAUCCUGGUCACGUCUGUGGGGACUACACUUAAAAGUGAGGAUUUGUCUGAGCAAAGGUUGCGGAGUGAGUUACGGUGUAAUAUUGAUUGUAAUAUACCCUUGACUCGGGCAGGUCUGUCCUUUAAUUGCAGCUCUGCCCCGUCAAGGACAUUAGCCUUAUAGCAAAGAAAAAUGCCCUUCAUGCUGCUGCUGCUGACUCUUAAAUCGUGUGGGGAAAUGUUCUCUUAAAGUUUAUAGAGAAAAAUCCUUGUUUUACUGUUUUUAAAGUUAUGUGUGUCAGAGGGGUCCAAGAAUUCAAUUAACAAUGGAGUCUGGUUUCAAGAUCUUUUUGUUGAAUGUUCAUUUGUCUAUUGGAAGGAAAAAACAAUUGCAUUUCUCGUGUUCUAAACAGUCUUUUUUUAAAAAAUAAAUUGUUGGAAGACAGCAAGCCAUGUUAGAUGGAUCCAAAUCCUGAGCACUCUGGGAAUGUGGACUUCUGCGAAUAAUGUUGCUGACUAGACAGUUGUCUCCUUUAGAGUAAAAACUAUUUAUUUUUUUGUAAGUUAUAACUCUCUGAAAUUGAAUAGACUGAAAUUUUCUUUGG